Messenger RNA from Cyprinodon variegatus (sheepshead minnow), 833 nucleotides. RefSeq lists its product as uncharacterized. Bases 1 to 693 code for a protein of 230 amino acids. Gene Ontology annotation, biological process: response to bacterium. The record is from RefSeq and is a predicted model, not a curated record. The transcript has 6 exons. NCBI's taxonomy places the organism in Eukaryota, Metazoa, Chordata, Actinopteri, Cyprinodontiformes, Cyprinodontidae.
AUGGGUUCACUGUUUCAGGUCGUAACAUGGGUUCACUGGUACAAGCAGAGUGCAGGAAAUACUCUGAAAUUAAUUGCAAUGCUGCGUAAAAGUACAAAAACUGCUUAUGGACCAGGAUUUUCAUCUACAAGAUUUACAAUAACAAAUAAUGGCACACAAAGCACCUUGUUUAUUUUGUCAGUCAUUGAACAAGAUGAGGGAAUGUAUCACUGUGCUCAAAUGGACUGGACUCAAUCUGUUUGGACUGGGAUUUAUUUAUCAAUAAAAGGAAACUCUCAGAGGACUUCAAGCUACACUAUUGUUCAGGAGCAAACAGUUUCUGAUCCCACUCGUCCAACAAGUCCAAAGACUCUGCAGUGUUUAGUCCUGUCUGAAUCCGAGAAUUCAACCUGUUCCGGUGAACCUAGUGUUUUCUGGUUAAGAGCUAGAUCAGACACAUCCAAUCCAGAUAUCAUCUACACUGAGGAAAAAAUGAAUAAAAAUUGCAAAAAGACAUCAAACAAUCAGAAGAAAUGUAGUUACAACUUCUCUAAGAAUGUCACCUCCUCUGAAUCGGACACCUUUUACUGUGCUGUGGCUACAUGUGGAGAAGUAUUAUUUGGAAACGGAGCAAACAUAGUAAAGAGCAAUCAAGAUCAGGAGGUAAUCGAUUUAAAGAGAGUCUCUCUUCUCAACCAAAACACACCGACUUAAGAUUCCCAAUAGAUGAGAGUGAAAAUGGGCAGGAUCUAAAUUAUGCUGCAUUGCAUUUCUCUGGAGGGAAGGAGCAAAAAAGAAAGAAGAAAGGGGAACCGAAGACUGAAGAAAGUGUAUAUUCACAAGUUAAAUUGUAG